CUCAAAGCUUUCUUUGUCUGUUUCAUCCAUGGAAGAAGACAAUCGAGGGUCUCGCAGAAAGGACAAGGAAGGAGGAGGACAAGAAGGCACUAAAGAUGUCAGAUACAGAGGAGUGAGAAGGCGUCCAUGGGGGAAAUUCGCAGCAGAGAUACGCGACUCUAACAGGAAUGGAGCUCGGCUAUGGCUUGGGACUUUCACCACUGCGGAAGAAGCUGCCAGGGCUUACGACAGAGCCGCUUUCUCCAUCAGAGGACCCUUUGCCAUUCUCAACUUCCCUAGCGAGUACCCUGCGCUCGAAGGUCUCUCUGUUCCUUCUUCUUCUUCUUCAACGGCGUCGUUUCCUGGUUCUUCUUCUUCUUCUUCGUGUUCUUCGUCUUCGUCCUCGUCUUCGUAUCGAAAUGCCGAAACGCAGCGUGGGAGAGAGGUUUUCGAGUUCGAAUACUUGGAUGAUAAGUUAUUGGAUGAGCUUCUUGAUUUUGAGAACAAAGGAAAUCAAGACUGAUUUUUAUUUUUUAUUUUUAAAAAAAAUAAUUAUUAUAAAUAUUUAUAGUUUUGUUACUAAAAAACAGAGCAUAACAGAGUAAUGUCAAGUUAACCUUUUUAAUACCAUAAUAUAAUGCAUGUGU
Humulus lupulus (European hop) is the source of this 626-nucleotide messenger RNA. RefSeq names its product ethylene-responsive transcription factor ERF098-like. Gene Ontology annotation, molecular function: DNA binding; DNA-binding transcription factor activity. Bases 29 to 502 code for a protein of 157 amino acids. The record is from RefSeq and is a predicted model, not a curated record. The transcript has a single exon. Gene Ontology annotation, biological process: regulation of DNA-templated transcription; ethylene-activated signaling pathway. Lineage: Eukaryota; Viridiplantae; Streptophyta; Magnoliopsida; Rosales; Cannabaceae.